Messenger RNA from Ciona intestinalis (vase tunicate), 1783 nucleotides. Its product is annotated as DNA methyltransferase 1-associated protein 1. Gene Ontology annotation, cellular component: NuA4 histone acetyltransferase complex; Swr1 complex; nucleus. NCBI's taxonomy places the organism in Eukaryota, Metazoa, Chordata, Ascidiacea, Phlebobranchia, Cionidae. The record is from RefSeq and is a predicted model, not a curated record. Gene Ontology annotation, molecular function: transcription corepressor activity. Gene Ontology annotation, biological process: negative regulation of transcription by RNA polymerase II; DNA repair; chromatin remodeling.
ACAGUUGGUUAAGGUUUAAUUAAACCAUGGCUACAUCUGAUGUUUGUGAUAUAUUGGAACUAAAAGGGGAAGAAACAAAAUCAAUCACUAAAGCUAGCAUCAUAAAAGCUGCACAGAAGAAGAAAGUAAAACAAAAAGAAAAUGCAUUUAAAAGGCCGGAAGGCAUGCAUAGGGAGUUGUAUGCAUUGUUGUACCAUGACAACAUGGAUAAGCCACCGCUGUUGCCCGUUGACACUCAACCAAGUUACAACACCGCGAAGGCCAAGCUAGGGUGUAGCGUUGUGCGACCAUGGAGGUGGAUGCCCUUUUCUAAUCCUGCUCGCUCCGAUGGGGCUGUGUUUCAUCACUGGAGGAGAGUGGAGGAUGAAGGAAAGGAUUAUUCGUUCGCUAAGUUUAAUAAAACCAUCCAAGUUCCAGUUUACUCAGAGCAGGAGUAUCAUCAGUAUUUAUCGAGGGAUGACUGGUCAGAGGAAGAGACGGAUCAUCUUUUUGAUCUUUGUCGAAGAUUUGAUCUUCGUUGGCAUGUUAUAUUUGAUCGGUUUGAUCAUGUGAGGUUCGGAAAGGAACGUCCACGUAGUUUGGAAGAUAUUAAGGAUCGUUAUUACACUAUCUGUAACAGUUUGAAGAAGAUGAGGAGCAACCCAGGUGAGGUUGUGGAUGAGGUCGUGUUUGAUGCGGAUCAUGAAAGGAGGAGACGGCAGCAACUGAUGCGGUUGUUUGCGAGGACACAAGAGGAGGUUGAAGAGGAAGCGAUGUUGAUCCAAGAGAUGAAGAGAAUCGAAGCGAGGAAGAGAGAAAGAGAAAAGAAGUCUCAGGAUCAUCAAAAGUUGAUCGCGUUCGAUUCAUCAAGAAGAGUCGAACGAAAAGCAACGAAGAAGAAAUUAUCGAUUGGUCAAUCGAAGAAGGAUGUUGGAGAUGAUAAAGCAGAGAUGACUUACGGGAUUAAGUUCCCUGAUUAUAAAGGUCCGGGUGUAAUGUUGCGUUCGCAAGCCAUGAAACUACCAAAUGCAGUCGGGCAGAAGAAAAUCAAGUCAUUAGAGUUAUUGCUGAAUGAAUUAAAGGUAGAACAACAGCCAAUGCCAACUGAUGCUGUGGUGCAGUUGUUUAAUAAGUUGCGAAGUGAAAUGGUGUAUUUAUACGACCUUAAAGUGGCGUAUGCUAACUACGAGAUGGAACUACAGACACUACGUUAUAGAUGGGACGCAUUAGCACCUGGCUUGUUACCCCCUAUACAAGACCUUGGGACUUUAUCGAAUAUUUCAAGCGUUUUAAAUGUGAAGCAAACCACAGAAGUAACAACAGACACGGAUGCAAACAAUCCAAAGAUAGAUUCAGCUUCAGAACAAUUAAUUGACGUUGAAUGUCCUUCACCCUCCACAACUAAAUCACUUGUAUAACUUUCCGUGCAAUCUUGGCAAUCAUACUUUGACACGAUAGUAUCGGGCUACAUGUAUUAGACAUUUAGAUCGAAAAAAAAAACUAUUUCCAAAACUACAUUUUACUCAACUUUUGUUUUCACAAAAUUCAAAAUACUUUACUUAUUGUUAUAAAACUACCAUAGAAAUAUUAAGUUAACACCUAAACGCUGCUAUUUUUAUGUUUCAUCAAUUUACACAAAUUGUUUCUGCUGCCAAAACACCCAUGUAAUGAUGUGAUUUUUACUAGGGGUCUAACGUCUAAUACUUAAAGUUUUAAGUAUUUUAAUAGAAGUGAAAAAAUGAAGUGGUGACAUCAUCAAAGCACCAUUGAUGACAUCACAGAUAAUGUUCCUUUUUUUCUAGAA